CACAAGCCUUAGCUUUCUAAAAAAAAUGGUCCUCUCAAUGCGAUCGUCGCUGCGCGUUGCGUCCAAGACUUGCACAACAGGGACUUGCUGCCCGCUGCUUCGCCCACAAUUGCAUAGGUCGCCCUUUGUAGCUCAAGCGGUGUUCGGUAAGGCCAAGGCGAAGACAGCAAAGACAACUAAGCGCGCUACGGUGGCCCCAGAGCCGUCGUUCAACCUGCAGCUAGGCCUUCUCGGACUCUCGGGCUUGUCAUUCUAUGAGAACAACUAUGGACUAGGCGGCUUUCUGGGUUUCCUAGGCAUCUUCCUUAUUUACCAGGCAACGCGUAUCCGGUUCUCUUUUGAUGAUGAGGGCCUGGAGGUGCUGCGUGCCGGCAAGGAAAGUGAGAACGUGAUAGUGGGCGGCCGCAACCGCUGGGAAUACUCCAGCUUUAUCAACUGGGAGUUCUUCUGGCCUGGUUUCCCCGUCCUCGUCUACUUCAAGGAGAACAAGACCCGGCCAGAGGGUCAGGUGCACUUCUUCCCCAUCAUCUUCAACGGCAAGCAGCUGUACGAUGUUAUGGUGGAGCGCUGCGGACCCUCUAAGAACAGCGGACCUAAGAAGUGAGCAACCGGGAAGAGAGAGGAGGGAGCAACUGAGAGCUGGAAUCAGCAGGGAUCCCAUACUUUUUGCAAGGAACUAAUGGAUACGAGGUGCUUUCUUCCAGCCGGAGAGGUCAUCCCAGGUGAAGCAUGGACAAGGGACUCUGCGGCAUGUUUCCUGUGGACGUUGUGAGGGUUCUGUAAGUGGUGCGUGCGUGUCACAUGCUUGUUAAGCGAGCUUGGCAUGCAGAGGGUUGGUAUGGGUUUUUUCGCUGAUGUAAGACUGUUGGGCUCGUCUGUCACAGGUUGACUUACCUGAAGCAGAUCUACGACACUGUACUAUAAAGUUGUAACUGAAGAUUUGUCGUUUAAGUGCACGUGGUCUAGAAUUAAGGAGCAAGUCGUGUGGUGUUCAGGAAGAGGUUGGCGCACUGAUGGGGACAUGUGGUUCACAUGGGGGAAUGAGGUUGACAAGCGGCAUGCAGUGACAGUCAUACUGUGUUGUCCGUAGUAAACAAACAUUUGACGAACUUAAAUCCACGCUAUUUAACGGCUUGAUCAAUG
Astrephomene gubernaculifera is the source of this 1143-nucleotide messenger RNA. NCBI's taxonomy places the organism in Eukaryota, Viridiplantae, Chlorophyta, Chlorophyceae, Chlamydomonadales, Astrephomenaceae. The record is from the annotation of a GenBank genome assembly.